This is a messenger RNA of Cicer arietinum (chickpea), 1063 nucleotides long. Its product is annotated as large ribosomal subunit protein bL9c. Lineage: Eukaryota; Viridiplantae; Streptophyta; Magnoliopsida; Fabales; Fabaceae. Gene Ontology annotation, molecular function: structural constituent of ribosome. The record is from RefSeq and is a predicted model, not a curated record. Gene Ontology annotation, biological process: translation. Gene Ontology annotation, cellular component: ribosome.
UGAUGAUGUUCGGGGGAGUUAACGGUGGUGAAGAGAUAAGAAAGCAAAACAGAACAAAGAAACACAUUUUGUGUACUGAGUUUUCAAAACAACAAUGGCUUCAUCAUCAACGCUAUCUUCUCUCUCCUCAACCUCUUCUCUUCUUCCAUUGCAACGCACUUUCACCCCUAACUUGAAGACUUGUUCUCAAUUUUCCAACAAAAAUUUGAGUUUUACAAUUUUCGCUCAGAAGAAGACAAAGAAAACUCGAAAGAUAAUUCUGAAGGAAGAUAUUGUUGAUGUUGGAAAGAAAGGGGAACUUCUUGAUGUGAGGGUUGGGUAUUUCAGAAAUUUCCUUUUUCCAAGUGGCAAGGCUCAACUUGUAACUCCUGAUAUACUCAAGGAAAUGAAGAUAGAGGAAGAAAGAAUCGAGGCUGAGAAAAGACGGGUAAAAGAAGAGGCACAGCAACUUGCUUUAAUUUUUGAAACUGUUGGGGCUUUCAAGGUGAAGCGUAAAGGCGGUAAAGGAAAACAAAUCUUUGGAAGUGUGACGCCUCAAGAUCUUGUUGACAUAAUCAAGGCACAACUUCAAAGGGAGGUGGACAAGAGAAUUGUUAAUCUUCCUGAAAUCCGGGAAACAGGAGAAUAUAUUGCAGAGUUAAAGCUUCACCCAGAUGUUACAGCUAAAGUGAAAGUGAAUGUUCUUGCUAACUAAUUAGUAUUAAUAUGUUCCAAAGUCCCAUUAGCUAAAUGUACAAUUGGGAAUCAACAACUUGCAUAAGUUGAUAAAUUCAAGGUGCAUAUCCAUCUUAUGAAUUAUGUUGAUAAAUGUUCAUACUUCAUUCAAGCUUUGCGCAGUAGCCAUGUGACUUUGCCACAAGGUGCGUACGAGGAGGGACUCGAGAUGGAGACUUUACCUGAUGUGGACAUUGUUGCUUAUUUUUUAACAUUUUGUUUGGUUUUUUGGUAUCCCCAAUGUUUGUAAUGUUCUACUUUAUGGUGGUGAAAGAUAUUUUUUUUUUGGCAAUUCAUUUGACAUGAACAUGAUGAGCAUAAGAAAAUGAACCUAUAGUUUUUUCUAGUA